AUGGAUGCCUUCCUGGCCUAUUUGGCUCUUUGGUCUUACUUGGUCCCUGGGGCUCUGUCCACCCCCGAGGCGGAGACUCUGACACCACGAGCCUCUACAGAAGCUUACUCCCCUCCAUAUUACCCGGCCCCAAACGGAGGAUGGGUCUCCGAAUGGGCCAGCGCCUACGAGAAGGCGCACCGUGUCGUAAGUAAUAUGACCUUGGCCGAGAAGGUCAAUCUUACAAGCGGCACGGGUAUCUUCAUGGGCCCUUGUGCCGGCCAGACUGGUAGUGCUCUCCGGUUUGGGAUCCCCAACCUAUGCCUUCAUGAUUCGCCCCUCGGAGUCCGCAAUUCGGACCACAAUACAGCAUUCCCGGCCGGCAUCACGGUUGGCGCAACAUUUGACAAGGACCUGAUGUACGAGCGCGGAGUCGGUCUUGGCGAAGAGGCGCGAGGAAAGGGUAUCAACGUUCUGUUGGGCCCGUCCGUGGGCCCGAUCGGGCGGAAGCCCCGGGGAGGCCGCAAUUGGGAAGGGUUUGGGGCAGAUCCCAGUCUACAGGCCUUUGGGGGCUCGUUGACUAUCAAAGGAAUGCAAAGCACCGGUGCUAUUGCCUCACUCAAGCAUCUUGUCGGAAACGAACAGGAGCAGCAUCGGAUGAGCAGUGUUGUCACGCAGGGCUAUUCGUCAAAUAUUGAUGACAGGACCAUGCAUGAGCUGUACCUGUGGCCAUUCGCCGAAAGUGUCAGAGCCGGUGCUGGUUCGGUCAUGAUUGCGUAUAACGAUGUGAACCGAUCCGCCUGCAGCCAGAAUAGCAUGCUCAUCAAUGGAAUCCUCAAGGAUGAACUGGGCUUCCAGGGCUUUGUCGUCACCGACUGGCUGGCUCACCUUGGUGGGGUUUCGUCCGCGUUGGCUGGCCUGGACAUGAGCAUGCCGGGCGACGGGGCUAUCCCACUCUUGGGCACGAGUUACUGGGCGUGGGAGCUGUCGCGCUCCGUGCUCAAUGGCUCGGUCCCGGUCGAGCGUCUGAAUGACAUGGUCACGCGAAUCGUCGCAACAUGGUACAAAAUGGGGCAGGACAAAGACUACCCACUACCAAACUUCUCCUCAAAUACCGAGGAUGCGACUGGGCCGUUGUAUCCCGGCGCCUUAUUUUCCCCAAGUGGCAUUGUCAACCAAGACGCAAUCACGUUGCUCAAGAAUAACGAUAAUAUUCUACCUCUGAAACGGAAUGACACCUUGAAGAUCUUCGGCACCGAUGCCGGCACCAAUCCGGACGGGAUCAACUCUUGCACUGAUAAAGGCUGCAACAAAGGCGUACUGACUAUGGGCUGGGGAAGCGGGACCUCCAGACUCCCCUAUCUCGUCACACCGCAAGAAGCGAUAGCGAAUAUCUCAUCCAAUGCCGAGUUUCACAUCACAGAUACGUUUCCUUUGGGCGUCUCCGCAGGCCCUGACGACAUUGCAAUUGUCUUCAUCAACUCGGACUCCGGCGAGAACUACAUCACCGUCGAUGGCAAUCCAGGAGACCGUACGCUGGCAGGGUUAAAUGCGUGGCACAAUGGUGACAAGCUUGUCAAAGCCGCAGCGGAGAAGUUCUCCAACGUAGUCGUGGUGGUUCAUACCGUGGGACCCAUCCUGAUGGAAGAAUGGAUCGAUCUAGAAUCCGUCAAAGCGGUGCUCGUCGCUCACCUACCGGGACAGGAGGCAGGCUGGUCACUAACCGACGUUCUCUUCGGGGACUAUAGUCCGAGCGGGCAUCUGCCUUACACCAUCCCUCGCAGUGAAUCAGACUACCCAGAGAGCGUCGGGUUGCUUGCUCAGCCAUUCGGCCAAAUCCAAGACGACUACACCGAAGGUCUCUACAUCGACUACCGACACUUCCUGAAGGCAAACAUCACCCCUCGCUACCCAUUCGGACACGGUCUCUCCUACACGCAAUUCAACCUCUCCGAACCCAACCUAUCCGUCAUCACACCGCUAGACACAGCCUACCCGGCCGCACGACCCGCCAAAGGCUCUACGCCCACGUACCCCAACACCAAGCCCGCCGCGUCCGAAGUCGCCUGGCCCAAGAGCUUCAACCGCAUCUGGCGCUACCUCUACCCCUACCUCGACAACCCGGACGGCGCAGCCGCCAACUCCUCCAAGACAUACCCCUACCCAGACGGCUACACGACGGAGCCCAAGCCCGCCCCUCGCGCCGGCGGAGCCGAAGGAGGCAACCCGGCCUUGUGGGACGUGGCCUUUUCGGUCCAGGUCAAAGUGACGAACACGGGAUCUCGGGACGGUCGUGCCGUUGCCCAGCUGUAUGUGGAACUGCCCCGUAGCCUGGGACUGGACACGCCGUCUCGACAGCUGCGGCAGUUCGAGAAGACCCAGAUCUUGGCUGCGGGGGAGAGUGAGGUGCUGACGUUGGAUGUCACGCGCAAGGACCUUAGUGUUUGGGACGUUGUUGUGCAGGACUGGAAGGCGCCUGUCAACGGGGAGGGAGUUAAGAUCUGGAUCGGAGAGAGCGUGGCGGAUUUGCGCGUUGGGUGUGUGGUUGGCGAGGGGUGUUCUACUUUGUAG
Aspergillus bombycis is the source of this 2550-nucleotide messenger RNA. RefSeq names its product beta-glucosidase. NCBI's taxonomy places the organism in Eukaryota, Fungi, Ascomycota, Eurotiomycetes, Eurotiales, Aspergillaceae. The record is from RefSeq and is a predicted model, not a curated record. Gene Ontology annotation, molecular function: beta-glucosidase activity. The transcript is spliced from 4 exons. The coding region runs from base 1 to 2550 and encodes 849 amino acids. Gene Ontology annotation, biological process: glucan catabolic process.